Jatropha curcas is the source of this 1394-nucleotide messenger RNA. Its product is annotated as tobamovirus multiplication protein 1. Lineage: Eukaryota; Viridiplantae; Streptophyta; Magnoliopsida; Malpighiales; Euphorbiaceae. The record is from RefSeq and is a predicted model, not a curated record.
GAUUAUUCGAAUUUUCUAAGAAUAAAAAAGUGAUAUAGGCCGGGGGGAAGGGAAAGAAAAGAACAGAACAGGAAAGAUACUUGCAAGAAAGAAGUAGAUUGUCAAAGCUUUAAUCAAGAACCGGCAAGCAAUGGCAAUGGCAAUGGCAACAUGCUCUUCUCUAUCCAAAUGGCCCAAACCCAACUCCACCUUUCUCUCUUAGAACAAAACCAACCAGCCUUUACUUGUUCUUGAUUCUUGAAGGCUUAUAAUAAUUGUGAUCAAUGGCGUGGAAUUUGAGAACAAAAGGUUUUGAGAUUGGAGAAAGAUUGGUUUAUACUAGUGGAAAUGGAUUCCAUUGGUGGGAUGAGAUCGAUCAGUCUAAGGAUUGGCAAAGAGGCAUUUUCUACUUCUUGUCUGUUUCCUAUGCAUUGGUCUCCAUUGUUGCUCUGCUACAACUUUUCCGCAUCCAAUUAAGAGUACCAGAAUAUGGAUGGACAACGCAAAAGGUUUUCCACUUGAUGAAUUUUGUUGUGAAUGGAUUGAGGGCUAUCCUCUUUGGUCUGUAUAAGGAUGUGUUUCGUGUUAGACCAAAGGCCCUUGAAAUUGUGCUUCUGGAUCUUCCUAGUCUUCUAUUCUUUUCGACAUAUACAUUAUUAGUCCUGUUUUGGGCUGAGAUAUAUCACCAGGCAAGAAGCCUUCCCAUUGAUAAACUCAGGCCAACUUAUUACAUCAUCAAUGGAUUCAUAUACUUCACGCAGGCAUGUAUCUGGAUAUACAUUAGAUUAAGCGGAAGUCCAAUGGGGGAGGAACUAGCAAAACUCUUUUUUUCAGUAAUUUCAUUCUGCAUAGCUCUGGGAUUCUUGAUAUAUGGUGGGAGGCUGUUUGUCAUGCUGAGGCGAUUCCCCAUUGAAUCUAGAGGUCGUCAAAAGAAGCUUUAUGAGGUUGGAUUUGUGACUGGAAUUUGCUUCACUUGUUUCUUGAUAAGAUGUUUUGUGGUUUGCAUUUCAGCCUUUGACAAGAAAGCUGAUCUUGAUGUUCUAGAUCAUCCUCUUCUUAAUCUUAUUUAUUACAUGUUGGUGGAGGUUGUACCGUCUGCUAUGGUGCUGUUCAUCUUGCGGAAGCUGCCUCCGAAGCGUAUCUCUGAUCAAUAUCAUCCCAUAAGAUAAGCAGUCGCACUGUGUUGCAAGCAUUAUCAAGAAUUAACUGUUUCAAUAGAUUUAAGACCAAAACAAAAAGGAAAGCUAGAGACGAUUCUUUGAUUGCUCAAGUUAUUGUUCAAUUUUUUACACUUUCAGCGGAACUUACAUCUCUCUCUCUCUCUCAUGUAUAUUCUAUUCUGAGUACUUCACAGUGUACUUUUGUGUUAAAUGCACUCUUUUGCUGGAUUAGUUUAUUUGGAGGUAUUAUUCAAA